AUCGCCUGAUGUGCUGCCUGAAACCCAUAGGAGUGACUUAUCAGGACGCGUUAAAAAUGUCUUCUUCCUCGAGCGAGGUCAUUGGUGCCGAUGAGAUCAAGAGGGAGAACGCAAGGGUACUGGAGAACCGUGGGAGUGUCAAGCUGUCACCGCUGGACCCCGCGGAGUUGUCUAUGGAGAAUACAACUUCAGUCUCGUCCAUCGAUGGAGUCCGAACCGAACUUUUGGACUGCGCACCGGGCUCCCUGGCUUUCUCCCCCGAGCAGGUUGCGUGCGUCUGCGAAGCGCUGCUGCAGGGUGGAAACGUGGAGCGCUUGGCGAGGUUCCUCUGGUCACUGCCGCAGAGCGACCUGCUGCGGGGCAACGAGAGCAUCCUUAAAGCGCAAGCCAUAGUUGCGUUUCACCAGGCGCGCUACCAAGAGCUGUACUGUAUUUUGGAGAAUCACAGUUUCAGCCCGUCAAACCACUCGUCUCUCCAGGAUAUGUGGUACAAGGCGCGUUACACCGAAGCGGAGAAGGCGCGGGGUCGACCGCUGGGUGCCGUGGACAAGUAUCGCUUACGCAGGAAAUAUCCUCUGCCUCGGACUAUUUGGGACGGAGAGGAGACGGUGUAUUGUUUUAAAGAGAGGUCCAGAAAUGCCUUAAAGGAUAUGUAUAAACGAAACCGAUAUCCCUCUCCGGCCGAAAAACGAAAUUUGGCAAAAAUAACAGGACUGUCUCUGACGCAAGUCAGCAACUGGUUCAAGAACAGGAGACAGAGAGAUCGAAAUCCGUCCGAAGCGCAGUCAAAAAGUGAGUCAGAUGGCAAUCACAGUACAGAAGAUGAGUCCACUAAGGGCCAGGAGGAUUUGUCACCACGUCCCCUGUCAAGUGGCUCUUCAAGCUCAGUCACACAUGGAACAGCCCCCCCUACGCUUUAUUCGGAUGGAGGAACGACUGUCAUUCAACAGAUUGGAGAUGUUAAGAUGUCCUCACAUGCAGCUGGAGGAAUGGGUUUUAAUGGCGACCUGGCAAGUGUAAAUGCUCACUACAUCAAUGGUGGAGCCUAUGUUCAGUCCCAUAGUAACAAUGCUCUCCUCAAUGGACUUGGUGCCACAGGUGGCCAUUUCUUUUCUCAUCAUAGCCAGGAGAGACUGUUGGGUGGGUCUUCUGUGUCAUAUGCUCCUUUCUCAAUGGGGGUCUCUGAAACGUCCCCUGGAAAGCUGGAGGCCAUGCAAACUCUCGUUUCCAGUGGUGAAGAUGGAGUCAUUUCUUCAGUGGUCUCUUUUGCUUCUGCCCCAUCCACACCAUCCACUACCUCAGGAGCUCUUCAUCUCAGCGGUUAUAGUGUAGUCAACCUCCCAGGUACUGAAACAACCAUGGGUCUUCCUCCUCUGAUGCUUGCACCAUCCUCUACAUCAUCCAACCAUGGCUCGGCUCCUUUGGGCAAUGUGGUCAGCAACUCCCCCCAGCACUCGAGCCAAACUCUGCUCUACACCCAGACCGUCAAGCAGGAGCCUUUGGACGUGGCUGGAAGUUAUACCUACCCCUCUGAAAUACCCCUGGAUCAAGGCGGCAACCUGGGCUACACAGCCUCCCUCUUCCUUUCUUCAAAUCUUGGCUCUUCUUCAUCCACCAGUGGUUCUCUCUGCCCUACAGUCACAGCCACAGUCACCUCUGCCCUCUCCGGCUCAGAAGUCCACCACACCCUGAAUCAAACUGGACGGGGCCUCCAGGAAAACAAUGGAAUUCUGUCCUCAGACUACGGAUCCCGAGGUGUCCGGUUGUCCCUGUCCAACAGCCUGCCGGUCCCGGCUAGGCCAGGAGAAGGUCCGGUUAGGGUUGUUUGUGGAGAUCUGGACAUGGAAGGUAAAGAGCUUGCUAAGCUGCAGACCGUACAGAUGGAAGAUGAUGGAAGUGACCUAUGAUUUGUGCAUUAGCAAUCAAAAGCUUGUGCUGGACUGGUUUUGUCGCAUUGCAUCGUGGCGUAAUAACAAGGACCCCGCAAGCACAAAUCAUUUUCAAAGCUUCAAAGCCUGAUGGUGGAUUUAAGUAGUGAAACAAUGUGAACAGUGCCUUUUUGUCCUAAGUUGCACUAAGAGGGCUGCAAACAUACCAGGCAAUGCACUGACCUUUUGAAGAUUAUUUAGCUGCACUGUCUUCACGCUCACCUCAUAAAAAUACAAGACUGAAAGACAGACCCAUUAAAGCACAAUGCAAAUGUGCUCUGAAUCAAAAUGCAAAAACUGUAGCCUUAUUUCUUUUAAGAGGACGUUAUUGAAGCACAUGUGUUUUUGUUGUUGUCGUUGUUGGUCUUUUGUAUUUAAAUUCUUUGAGUGUGAUUAUACAAAUGCGAUAAAGCUUAUUUUGUUAUGUUUGACUUUUAUGGAUUUUGUGUUAUAUUUUUUGUGAUUCAAACUUAUAUGCUUCUUUUAAAUAUGUACCAUUAGCGAAACGUGCCUUCCACAUAAACUGUCAAUAUGCAAGGAAGCGAUAAGAGCGAAGUUAAACAUGCAUCUUAUUUGUUUGCAAGAAAUCAUCAAAAGUAAUUGAAAUAAGGA
Molecule: messenger RNA, 2540 nt
Organism: Paramisgurnus dabryanus
Lineage: Eukaryota; Metazoa; Chordata; Actinopteri; Cypriniformes; Cobitidae
Gene: six4b
Product: SIX homeobox 4b
Biological process (GO): regulation of transcription by RNA polymerase II
Cellular component (GO): nucleus; transcription regulator complex
Molecular function (GO): RNA polymerase II cis-regulatory region sequence-specific DNA binding; DNA-binding transcription factor activity, RNA polymerase II-specific
Source: RefSeq, a predicted model, not a curated record